Empidonax traillii (willow flycatcher) is the source of this 3845-nucleotide messenger RNA. RefSeq names its product kelch-like protein 1. The transcript has 6 exons. Gene Ontology annotation, molecular function: protein binding. NCBI's taxonomy places the organism in Eukaryota, Metazoa, Chordata, Aves, Passeriformes, Tyrannidae. The record is from RefSeq and is a predicted model, not a curated record. The annotation marks the transcript as partial.
AUAUUGGCUGACCUGGAAAACCAUGUGCUUUUUAAAGAUGACCUAGAAUGUCAGAAGCUUAUUCUGGAAGCCAUGAAAUAUCAUCUUUUGCCAGAGAGAAGAACUCUCAUGCAAAGUCCAAGAACUAAGCCUAGAAAAUCUACAGUUGGGACACUUUAUGCUGUUGGAGGAAUGGAUAACAACAAAGGUGCUACAACUAUUGAAAAGUAUGAUCUCAGAACAAAUAUAUGGAUUCAGGCUGGAGUAAUGAAUGGCAGGAGACUUCAGUUUGGUGUUGCUGUCGUUGAUGACAAACUCUUUGUCAUUGGAGGCCGGGAUGGCCUAAAGACAUUAAACACUGUUGAAUGUUACAACCCAAAGACCAAGGCUUGGACUGUGCUACCCCCUAUGUCAACACAUAGGCAUGGCUUAGGAGUUACAGUGCUUGAAGGGCCUAUUUAUGCAGUGGGAGGACAUGAUGGUUGGAGUUAUUUGAACACAGUUGAGAGGUGGGACCCUCAAAGUCAGCAGUGGACAUUUGUGGCAAGUAUGUCAAUUGCCAGAAGCACUGUUGGAGUAGCAGCAUUAAAUGGCAAGUUAUAUUCAGUUGGAGGCCGGGAUGGAAGUUCGUGUUUGAGUUCAAUGGAAUAUUAUGAUCCUCACACAAAUAAAUGGAAUAUGUGUGCUCCUAUGUGUAAGAGAAGAGGAGGUGUAGGAGUGGCUACAUGUGAUGGGUUUCUUUAUGCAGUGGGAGGCCACGAUGCUCCUGCUUCUAACCAUUGUUCUCGACUACUUGACUAUGUAGAAAGGUAUGAUCCAAAAACUGAUACAUGGACAAUGGUGGCUCCACUAAGUAUGCCUCGAGAUGCUGUUGGUGUCUGUCUCCUUGGUGAUAAAUUAUAUGCAGUAGGUGGUUAUGAUGGUCAGACAUACCUGAACACUAUGGAAGCAUAUGACCCUCAAACUAAUGAGUGGACACAGAUGGCAUCCUUAAAUAUUGGAAGAGCUGGUGCCUGUGUUGUAGUCAUCAAACAACCAUGACUUUGUCAGCCCUGCUUAGGAUUUUACUGACUGUGAAAUGAUUAUUUUUCUAUGAAACAAAGAGAAUGAUAACUUCAUGAGAACAAGGAUUUACACAGUGAAUACUCUGCUGAUCACAAACUUGAAGCAGUUUGAAAGUGAGAAAGAUUAAGUGUUUAUGUCCUAUAAAAUCAUAAAAACUGUUUGCAGUCAGUGAACAAGAAAAAAAACCCAGAGUGUUGUGGGCGUAAAUAUGUGAAUGUGGAGUAGCAAGCUCAGGUUCUCAUGAAUGUGUCCUGGAGAACUGGAUUACCAAGGGAAAACUUUACACAAGGAGGAGAAAGGAACAUGAAAACAGUUUUUGUGGCUGCAAGAGAACUGCAGAAAUAUUAAAGUACAUUUAAUAAAUUUUAAACUGUGUUUUUUGAAAAAGAAAUGUGGAUAGUAAUAUAAUUUUUUUCUGUCCAGGUCAUGUCCUCAAAUGAGUUGUGGCCUUCCCAUUUAAAUGGGCAGUUUGAUUCUUACUGAAGGGAAGAGGUCAAAUGGUCUGGAUAUUCCUAAUGGCUGAGCUAUCACUCUAUAGUAGGAAGAAAAACAAAACUAAAAGUAACCUUCUUUUGUGACUUCAGAUUGUAUCUCCUUGCCAGUUUUAACUCAUCUUAAAUGAAUCUACUGAAUGGGAAGACUAUGUGUUUAAUCAAAUAAUAUGUAAAGCAAUCCCAUGGCUGCACUGGGGCUUUGUUGCAAAUAUUUGAGUCAAAAAAACAGUUUCCUAAUUCUUUCUUAAUCUUAUAUUCAAUUUAAGCAUGUGGGCUCUAAUCUCUUUGUUUAAUACGUUCUACUGCAUGUUGGAAGCUCAUGAAAAGCUGGAAAAUUGAUAAUGUCUUUCACUGCAUCAUGUAACAGAUGAACCUUGACCAGAACAGUCUAUAGAACCUCUUCAAACAUUUCAAGAGGGAGAAAAAUCCUACAUUUUAUUUCUUUCUAAUGCUCGUAAAUACACGGUUUUGCCUAAUUAGAGCUGGCAAUUUACCACUUUCCACUUAUGACUGAGAAUAAAUGACAGAAUAACUCCAAGUAGGCAAUUCAGAAUAAAUGCAAGUGAAAUAAGGAAAAAUAUGCCAUUUGAUCUAAUAAAGUUCAUAUGGUAAAUAUACCAGUAUCAUCUGUGCUUCCCUUUAGGGUGGAUAAUUUCUGCCAGUAAUGAUACUUUGCGCUUUUGCUUUGGGAGUAGAUUUAACACAGAUGCUUUCUGUCUGCUCAGCUGGAUCAGCUAGAACCUAAGGCCAGUAAUGGAAUAUGAAAUUCUACUACUCAGGGAGGCACAGUUUCUGGGAACGAUUCUACCAAGUAAACUUCUUUUAAGCCCUGCUGAUUCUUUAGGAAACAUUUCAUGGUCCAAAAGCAGAAACCUGAUAAUCCUCUGUCACUAGCAAUUUUGAGAAGUAAUUCUGGUUGCACUGAAACCAGUUUUCCAAUGGAAACCUUUGAAGCCAUUUGAGAUGAAAAAUAUACAGCUUCCAGCUUGGACCCUUUUAUUUGAAGAUAUGUCUUUCUAUCUAACAGCAUCAGCAUGCAUGGAAAUCUUUGUUUACUGAUGCAAACUGAACUUCAGUUCUGAAGCCUAAGUAUAUCGUAUUAAAUCUUUUAAAUACCUCUCUGUACUAAUUUGAAAUGAAACAAAAAAUCUUCAGUAUUAGUUUUCUACAGCUAGUUGGCUUUUGAAUCACAAUUAGUCUUCCACAGACAAGCACGUCUCCAACCACAAGAAGUUGCUGAAUGAAAGAUGUUACCUCUCUAAAGAUUUUGUCUCACAUAAACAUAAGCUUCUAAGACCAAAUGAAGAGGAUUCUAGCAUUAUAAUUGUAAUAUUAAGUAUAGACAUUGGCAUUUGAUUCUCCUACAUGGAUACGUAAUGAACUUAAAAACUGAAUUUUAAUUUUAUUCCCAGAACUUUCUUUUGAUUACAUUAUAUUCAUAUGCAAUAGAAAUAUGAUUAUUCUACCUACAUAUUGAUCUUCAAAAUUGGAUUAUCUCUAUUAUUUGUAUUCUGUGGCAGAUUUGUUUUCUGUGCCUUAUUCAUUCUUAUCCUCAAUUUAUCUUCUCUUUUAUUUUUGAUUCUCAGUUGCCUUUUAUUCUUUUUCAAUUUGCCUUUAUUUUGCCAAAAUGGAACAUGAUUCUCAUGUGAAAUUUUUCAGGCUUUUCCACUUCUCUAAUGCUGAAAGAAUAAAAUUAUUAUUUGUUUUAAUUUGAUUAUGUAAAAUCCAGCCACAAUAAGAGCCAAAAUUGGCUUUCAUAUUCUUUUUAUAAAACUGCAUCAGUAUGCUCUGGAGUUUUUCUAGAGAGAAUUUGUAGAAAUUUUUUUUUUUUACUAUUAUGUUUACUGUUAUUAAAAAUAAUAAUAAUUUUACCUUUGUUUUCACAGGGAAUGCAUUUAAUUUGAAGUAGUCUAUAAUUGUAGUCUUGGUUUCUGGGAUUCAUUAAGACCUAUUUUUUAUUUAUAAGAGUUAAAAUCAGUUCUGGCACACUGAAUUGUGUUAAACAAUAUUACAUUUACAGGAAAUGCUGUUGUCUUUUCAUGAAACAGAUAAUGUCAUUGUUAAUGAUUUAGCAUGUUUUCUUUUAUCUCACAUAAUUUUGAAAUCAUACUUGAAAAUUGAUUUCAAAGUAUUAAAAUCGGAGUGGAAUCAGAACUGCAAAAAAUAUUAGUUUCAGGGAAAUGAAUAACUGAAUUCCUCAAAAUGCGGUUUUUAAAUUUUGUUGUUUAAUGGUCUCAAGUAUGUUCUCAAAUGUUAGCUUUUUCUCUAUCUUUCCAACUUUUUUAUUUCAAGAGCAUCAAACAGCUU